Molecule: messenger RNA, 7115 nt
Organism: Cryptotermes secundus
Lineage: Eukaryota; Metazoa; Arthropoda; Insecta; Blattodea; Kalotermitidae
Product: mucin-2
Exons: 2
Source: RefSeq, a predicted model, not a curated record
CAACCACCCAGAUGUUACCCAGGGUCUACAGAUCCCAGAUGUCCGCAAACCACGCCUAAACCCCCCACACCCCCGCUAUGUUAUCCCGGUGCAACAGAUCCAAGAUGUCCGAAACCAACGCAGCCUACAACAACAAAGCCGCCUCCAACAUACUUGCCUCCAAGUACACAACCACCCAGAUGUUACCCAGGAUCUACAGAUCCUAGAUGUCCUAGGCCAACACCUCCACCCACUAAAGCACCGCCAAAGUGUUACCCAGGAUCUACAGAUCCUAGAUGUCCUAGGCCAACGCAGCCACCUACUACACAACCUCCAAGAUGUUACCCAGGGUCUACAGAUCCUAGAUGUCCUAGACCAACGCCGCCACCAACUACACAACCUCCAAGAUGUUACCCAGGAUCUACAGAUCCCCGAUGUCCUAGGCCAACACCUCCACCCACUACAGAAGCUCCCAGGUGUUACCCAGGGUCUACAGAUCCCAGAUGUCCUAGGCCAACGCCGCCUUCAACUACAGAACCUCCCAGGUGUUAUCCAGGAUCUACAGAUCCUAGAUGUCCUAGACCAACGCCGCCCCCAACUACACAACCGCCUAGAUGUUACCCAGGAACUACAGAUCCUAGAUGUCCUAGGCCAACACCUCCACCCACUAUAAUACCUCCCAGGUGUUACCCAGGAUCUACAGAUCCUAGAUGUCCUAGGCCAACGCCGCCUCCGACUACACAACCGCCCAGAUGUUACCCAGGAUCUACAGAUCCUAGAUGUCCCAGGCCAACGCCGCCUCCACCUACAGAACCUCCCAGAUGUUACCCAGGAUCUACAGACACUAGAUGUCCUAGGCCAACGCCGCCUCCAACUACACAACCUCCCCGGUGUUACCCAGGGUCUACAGAUCCUAGAUGUCCACAAACCACGCCUAAACCACCCACACCUCCGCUAUGUUAUCCCGGUUCAACAGACCCAAGAUGUCCGAAACUAACGCCGCCUACAACUACCAAGCCGCCCCCAACAUACCUGCCUCCAACUACACAACCGCCCAGUUGUUACCCAGGGUCGACAGACCCUAGAUGUCCUAAGCCAACGCCUCCGCCUAGUACACAACCGCCCAGAUGUUAUCCUGGUUCUACAGAUCCUAGAUGUCCUAAACAACCGCCAACAACACAACGCCCUACAUAUUCACCACAUACAACUCCAUUUUUCUGUCCUUGCCUAACAGAAACUUCCUCGACAACACCAAAACCUCUUACCCCUCCAAUCUGCUUUGCAGAUUCCACAGAUCCCAGAUGCCCUAGGCCCACUCCUCCACCAACUACUCCACGUCCAAGUUGCUACCCUGGAUCCACUGAUCCUAGAUGCCCCAGGCCUACGCCUCCAUCAACCACUCCACGUCCAAGUUGCUACCCUGGAUCCACUGAUCCUAGAUGCCCUAGGCCCACUACUCCACCAACCACUCCACGUCCAAGUUGCUACCCUGGAUCCACUGAUCCUAGAUGCCCCAGACCCACGCCUCCAUCAACCACUCCACGUCCAACUUGCUACCCUGGAUCCACUGAUCCUGAUUGCCCCACUCCUUAUCCACCAGCAACGAAACCCCCACCUCCUCAAUGUUUUCCCGGUUCAAAGGAUCCCAGGUGUCCACCUCCAAGGCCCCAAACUACUUACACCCCUUCUAGUACCACUACAUCUCCUGUUUGUUAUCCGGGAUCCACAGACCCUAGAUGCCCUAGGCCCACUCCUCCACCAACCACUCAAGGUCCAAGGUGCUACCCUGGCUCCACAGAUCCUAGAUGCCCAAGGCCCACUCCUCCAGCAACCACUCCGCGUCCAAGUUGCUACCCUGGAUCCAUAGAUCCUAGAUGCCCCAGACCCACUCCUCCACCAACUACUCCACGUCCAAGUUGCUACCCUGGAUCCACUGAUCCUAGAUGCCCCAGACCCACUCCUCCAUCAACCACUCCACGUCCAACUUGCUACCCUGGAUCCACUGAUCCUGAUUGCCCCACUCCUUAUCCACCAGCAACGAAACCCCCACCUCCUCAAUGUUUUCCCGGUUCAAAGGAUCCCAGGUGUCCACCUCCAAGGCCCCAAACUACUUACACCCCUUCUAGUACCACUACAUCUCCUGUUUGUUAUCCGGGAUCCACAGACCCUAGAUGCCCUAGGCCCACUCCUCCACCAACCACUCAAGGUCCAAGUUGCUACCCUGGAUCCACAGAUCCUAGAUGCCCCAGGCCCACUCCUCCAGCAACCACUCCGCGUCCAAGUUGCUACCCUGGAUCCACUGAUCCUAGAUGCCCCAGACCCACGCCUCCAUCAACCACUCCACGUCCAACUUGCUACCCUGGAUCCACUGAUCCUGAUUGCCCCACUCCUUAUCCACCAGCAACGAAACCCCCACCUCCUCAAUGUUUUCCCGGUUCAAAGGAUACCAGGUGCCCACCUCCAAGGCCCCAAACUACUUACACCCCUCCUAGUACCACUACAUCUCCUGUUUGUUAUCCUGGAUCCACAGACCCUGGAUGCCCUAGGCCCACUCCUCCACCAACCACUCAAGGUCCAAGUUGCUACCCUGGCUCCACAGAUCCUAGAUGCCCAAGGCCCACUCCUCCAGCAACCACUCCGCGUCCAAGUUGCUACCCUGGAUCCACAGAUCCUAGAUGCCCCAGUCCCACUCCUCCAGCAACCACUCCACGCCCAAGUUGCUACCCUGGAUCCACAGAUCCUAGAUGCCCCAGUCCCACUCCUCCACCAGCCACUCCACGCCCAAGUUGCUACCCUGGAUCCUCUGAUCCUGACUGUCCCACUCCUUAUCCACCAGCAACGAAACCCCCACCUCCUCAAUGUUUUCCCGGUUCAAGGGAUCCCAGGUGUCCACCUCCAAGGCCCCAAACUACUUACACCCCUCCUAGUACCACUACAUCUCCUGUUUGUUAUCCGGGAUCCACAGAUCCUAGAUGCCCCAGGCCCACUAUUCCACCAACCACUCCAGGUCCAAGUUGCUACCCUGGAUCCACAGAUCCUAGAUGCCCUAGGCCCACUCCUCCACGUCCAAGUUGCUACCCUGGAUCCACUGAUCCUGACUGUCCCACUCCUUAUCCACCAGCAACGAAACCCCCACCUCCUCAAUGUUUUCCCGGUUCAAAGGAUCCAAGGUGUCCACCUCCAAGGCCCCAAACUACUUACACCCCUCCUAGUACCACUACAUCUUCUGUUUGUUAUCCGGGAUCCACAGAUCCUAGGUGCCCUAGGCCCACUCCUCCACCAACCACUCCACGCCCAAGUUGCUACCCUGGAUCAACUGAUCCCAGAUGUCCUACAUCCAGUCAGCCAACUACCUACUUCCCACCACAUUCUACAACACAUCCUCCGACAUGUGAAUGCCUAACAAAACCGCCCGAAUGUUUUCUUGGUAGUCAAGAUCCCCGAUGUCCUCAAACAACAACCCCGAAUCCUGUAGCACCUCCUAUCUGCUAUCCUGGUUCUACAGAUCCUAGAUGUGAACCAUCAUGUUUCCCUGGUUCUACCGACCCUCGCUGUCCCCAAGAAGUUCCUCCUCCAGGCUGUUACCCAGGUUCACCUGAUCCAAGAUGUGGCAGUCCAUCACAGCAACGUUCAACAUAUUUACCACCAGGAACUUCGAAAUCACAGUGUCCUGCUGGUUCCAAAGACCCAACAUGUCAACCCGUUCCUACACCUCAGUAUCAAUGUCAUCCAGGAUCCCCAGAUCCUAGGUGCAAUGAAAUUGUAACUCCUCUGCCUUCAACUACAGUGAAACCUCGUGGCUGUUACCCUGGAUCCUCUGACAGAAACUGCACUAGUGAUGGGUCAGCUUAUUAUGAGACAGAACUGAAAGCACCACAGUGUCUCCCUGGCUCUAGCGAUCCAAAGUGCGUACCUACUCAACAAAUACCUAGUGAUGGUAGUGAAUUAUUUCCAGUACCCAUACAGCCAUCCACAGCUGAGCCCAUCAGGACAACUCAAAAUGAAGUCGGGGAUUACCAUGGGAAAGAUCAAGAUCCACGUUACCAUGCAUUUCAUUCAUGGUUAUACGAGCCAAGGAAACCAUCCCAUAGGCGUCACUUCGGUAAACGAGACAUUGAACAAGCAGAUGUGCAACUGACAGAAGAUAUCAGUGACCACAAGAGAAUUGAUAAACGUGAAGUUCAAGAGAAACAGAUUGUUUCCAUAACCCUGGGUGUUCGCGGACUGAUGGUGGGAUCGGAAGCAGAUCUCAAAUCACAUGGACUGACAAAAAGAGAUACUGCUACAUCAACUAUGAGGAAGUCUGAAAUCAGAUCUAGUGAAUUACCUCUUUCUCCUGUAUAUUCCUUCACAAUUCUAAGUGCAAUAAUCGGCUCAGCCAUCGCUAUGUCACUUGUAGCCACUAUAGUGUACUUUCUUGCUCAAAGACGUACAAAAACAAGGCAGGUAAUUACUGUUGCCCCUGAACUAUUAAAUAAACUGCAAGAGAAAAUGAAAAGAAGUGGAUGGAAUUGAAAAUGACAAGAAUCGUUGACAGUGUGUUUCAAGAAAAUGCAUGGAGAUAUGCCGAACUGUAGAAUACCCAAACAGGCUUACGCGAAGUUUCGAAAGAUAAAUAUGGGAAGUUCAUUUAAGAAAAUUGAAAUAUGGGGGGGGGAAUAAUGUAUUUUAUGUAAUAUGAUUCUAUCCAUGUUCAUACAAUUUCUAAAAGAAAAUUACAGGACAGAUGUUGAUGGUUUUACUGUCUUUCAUAUUAUGAAAUACUUUCUGUAUUUAAUAAAAAUGCAGACUUCUUUCAAGCCUCUCCUCCCCAGAUAACAGAGGCCAUUGUUGCACACAAGUGUAUAACACAUCAUGCACAAAUCGCUAAGGUCUGGUCUUUGACUUGAUAUUAGUCACAUAAAAUAAGACGCCUAUCUACAAGAUACAGUAGAACACCAAAACUUUCUCAGACCGGGGGCCGCAGACCUCGCCAUCUAUCUCUGUGGUUGCAAAGCUCUUGUCCUUCAUUUUGUUCCUGUGUUCUUCCUUCUCUGUGUGACACCUUCCCUAACGUGCUGUUUUCUUCCUGAAAACUUUCCAUUUAAUCUCAAGUUAAAAACCUUCCAUGGGAUUGCAUCUUAACAGUCGUUCUUACGAAGUGUCAACACCAGUUUAUUCCUGUAUUUAUUAAUUUAUCUUCAGAAUUAUUUACCUGAUAUCAACUCUUAAAUUUUUCAUCUCUUAUUCUCUCUCUUCUGGUUUAUACUUCUAAACUUCUUAAAAUGGCACAAUUUGUAAUACUUUACUUUCAUUUUGUUUUGCUCUACUGGUGAACAUAAUUUAACACAGACCAGAGAUGUAUUUGUGGUUGCCCACACUUGAGAAAUUCUGCGCUAGGAAUAACUCUGAUGAUAGGAACAGGGGAGGAGAGGUUGGCAGAAGGACCCUAAGCAGGGUACAUGAAUGUAAACUGCCAAUACCAUUGAUGAAACUCCACACAUUGCCCACACAUUUGUGUAUAUAAAAUAGUAUAUAUUGCCAUAAGAGGAUUUGGUAGCACUCCGUACCAGACUCUAAACUUACGAGAAUAUUCAAGGGUCAUGGGCAUAGGACUGAAUCAUUCUAAUGAAGAAACAAUGAUUUACAGAAAUAUAACCUCACUUUUACAAACCUAACAACAAUCCUUGCUUAAUGCUUCAAAUAUGCCUUACAUUUAGAAUACGUGAGAAAAGAAAUGUUUAUAUAAGAUUUCAGACUUCCAUUACGGUGGAGGUUCAUAAUGUGGUCUCAUGGAUAAUGAAUGAUGAACUCUGAGGCUGCACAUUCCUCCAAAACAAUGGUAGCCAUCUUAACCAGAUGGCCAUAUCUUGAACAUGAGGAGUUAAAAAUAAUCUCUAACUUGAAAUUAUAUGAUUGUAUUUAUAAAUAAAAAUUAUUCUGCAACUAUCUUUGUUCAGUGCAUAAAGAAAUUCUGAAGAAUAAAGCAUUAAUCUAGCUUUGCUAAAAUUAUCAUGGAUUUUAAAUCAUAAAAACAUGUCAGGAUCAGCCUCUGAAACACUGCAUGAGAUGAGGUCUCAAUUGUUAUGAAUCAGAGUUUCAGACACCAAAACAACCACAUGAUCAAUUUCAUACCAAGUGUCAAGGGUAUGAUCCAGUAUUCUGUGCCCAUGCUGACUGAAAUGAUGGUUAGUGAUGUUAACUGUACAAUAUGUAUUUCUAAAAAAACAUGUACAUAUUACAGUAUAUUUCACAUUACAUAACCGUCUGUGUAAAAUAUCAUACCUGAUGUUUUGUACUGUUAUGAGCAGAAUUGAUGUAAGCUACAGACAUGCUUUAACAUGAAAAUGACAAAUAUUUCUAAAUAAAAUAAAAUACGAUAACAUUGUUCUACUGUUGCUAUUCACUGUACUUCAUAAGGCAAGAAAAAUGUUGGUGUACUGGUUAUGUAGGGCUGAAUGGUGGGAUUACGAAUGAGAAGUUGGGAAGGAUUUUUAGAAGAAAGUAAAUCUGAUCUGUCUGAAGGUACUAACAAUUUGGUUGGAUGGAACGAGGAACGCCAUGAAAAUCAGAACAGUCUCUGGACUGAGAAUCGAACCUGGAACCUCUCGAAUAUGAAGCACCAUAUAAAUCAUAUAGAAUGCAAUUUAUAUACCUUGUAUCACACACUAACAAUAUCUGAUAUCAUGGGACUUAAAUUUCCCAAGGCAGUCAUUAUUCAGAGUAGCCUUCUGGGAUGCGGUGCUGUGUAGUUUGACAGAUAGGCACCAACAUUUCAGGGAAUCCUGCUGUAUCCGUUGUCAGGAUAGAAGAUGGGGCAGCAGGUUCCUCUGAAAUGUUGGUACGAAUUUAAUAACGUACUUCGUAACUUGACAACAACUGUUGCAGUACUCAUCAUCAGAAUCAAACAUAUGUUUGUGUGCAAGCUGCAACAUCAAACAUUCAGAUCCUACAGAUGGACUACUGAGCUUUAGCUUUUGUUGUAAGCUGAUGUCUAUGUUGGCUCCUUAAUAACAACAGCUGUUCAGAAGCUUCAAGAACAAUCAGAAAUGAACAUUCCCAAGGAGAUUCAGGGAUCCAGUCACUGAAUACACUCCAAGAAUUAUAAUUUUCAUUUCAUGCAUCCGGUUGUGUUACAAUAUACAACCUUUAUUAUA